This is a messenger RNA of Amaranthus tricolor (Joseph's coat), 1530 nucleotides long. RefSeq names its product monooxygenase 2-like. The transcript has 5 exons. Bases 160 to 1497 code for a protein of 445 amino acids. The record is from RefSeq and is a predicted model, not a curated record. Lineage: Eukaryota; Viridiplantae; Streptophyta; Magnoliopsida; Caryophyllales; Amaranthaceae. Gene Ontology annotation, molecular function: FAD binding.
UCACCAAUAUUCAUCGUUACCAACCAGCCACUUGUUUCCACAACCAAAAUUUGAUCGACUAAGUUCCUCAUUCACACGCCCAACACCACCCAUCUAUUCUCUAUACUUACUACACCAAAAAUUGUUGUUCUUUCCAAAUACAUGAAUACUUGACCAAAAAUGUUUUCAAAAACUUUAUCAUCUCUUAUUACAAUACCUUCCCCAACAUUGAAUCACCAAAGAGUUGAUUAUUUCUAUAACAAAUUCAUCCCUUCAUACAAACCAAAAAAAGUAAAUAAAAUCUUAUGUUUAUCAAAAUCUAAUUCUGAAAUUAAUGGUAAAGAACAAGUAGUCAUUGUUGGUGCUGGAAUUGCUGGACUUGCGACUUCUCUUGCCCUUCACAGGCUUGGAAUCCCAUCAAUAGUUGUGGAGCAAUCAGAUUCCUUAAGAACAGGGGGUACAUCACUCACUCUGUUCAAAAAUGGGUGGAGGGUAUUAGAUGUACUUGGCAUUGGAGAUAAGUUGAGGGCCCAAUUUCUUCAAAUUGAAGGGUUGUCAUUAAAAACUGAUGAAGGGAAAGAGCUUCGAUCUUUUGAGUUCAAAGAUGUCGAUCCAAGCCAAGAAGUACGCGCAGUGGAAAGGAGAGUUCUUCUGCAAACACUUCUCGAUGAACUACCCUCCAAUUCUGUGCGAUUUUCAUCGAAGUUGGCUAAGAUUGAAACAGAUCAAAGAACAGCGGAAACUCAGUUAGAGUUUACCAAUGGAACUAAAUUAUCCGCCAAGGUAGUAAUUGGCUGUGAUGGAGUCCGAUCUCAAAUAGCACAGUGGAUGGGUUUUCCGGAGCCUAAAUAUUCCGGCCAUUGUGCUAUUCGGGGGCUGGCUGUGUUCAAUGAAGGACAGCCUCAUCAACCGCGUGUUAAGUACAUCUAUGGAAGAGGAAUAAGAGCUGGAUUUGUUCCUGUUUCUCCUACCAAAGUUUAUUGGUUCAUUUGCUACAACAGAGCCUCUCCGGGUCCAAAGGUUACUAAUCCCCAAGAAGUAAAGAGACAAGCAAUGGAACUAGUCAAAAACUGGCCUUCAGAACUACUAAACACCAUAGAACUCACACCAGAUGACACAAUCAUAAGAUCCGCUCUUGAAGACCGGUGGCUAUGGCCGGUUAUUACUCCCCCAGUCUCAAAAGGAGGAGUGGUGCUUGCCGGAGAUGCCUGGCACCCAAUGACCCCCAAUCUCGGUCAAGGGGGGUGUUGUGCGCUGGAAGAUUCAAUCGUCUUGGCAAAGAAACUCUCGGGAGCAAUGAAAUACGGACAGUGUCCAGUCGAGGAAGCCAUGAGAUCAUAUGGAAACGAGAGAUGGGGACGCAUCUUUCCGUUAACCAUACGAGCAAACUUUGUGGGAGGACUCCUUCAGUGGGAAAACCCAUUAGUUUGUGCUGUGAGGAAUAGCUUUGUCAUACCUAAAGUAGCCCAGAUUGGACCUUUGUUGGAGCAUACAAAUUUUGCUUGUGAACCUCUUUAAUUGAUUACAUAACUAUAAAUGAUCAAUGUUCUA